GAUUCCUCAUUCCAACCCCAUACCCCCUCUCCAACCAAACGACCCCUUAACAGACUGCGCCGGAUAAAGAAGUCGUCUCUUUCGUUCACUGUUGUUCGUUGCUGCUGCGUAAACUGCACAGCUAAAAUGAAUCAUCAACAGCAAUCCAUCCUCCUCGAUUCCGCCGCUCGUUUCCCACCUCCCCAAGGUGUAAAAUUUUCAUAUGGGACAUCUGGGUUUAGAGCAGAAGCAUCGAUAUUAGAGUCCACUGUGUAUAGAGUGGGUAUUUUAGCUGCAUUGAGGUCAAUCAAGACUCAAGCUGUUAUUGGAUUGAUGAUCACUGCUUCACAUAAUCAUGUUUCUGAUAAUGGUGUUAAGAUUGCUGAUCCUGGUGGCGAAAUGUUGUCGCAGCAAUGGGAGCCUUUUGCGGAUUCUUUGGCUAAUGCUUCUGAUCCCGAACAUCUCCUCCAGUUGAUACUUGAAUUUGUCAAGAAAGAAAAUAUUCAAUUCGAAGGAGGAAAGGGAGCUGAGGUUUUAUUGGGGAGAGACACCAGGCCCAGUGGGGAAUCUCUUCUAGAGGCUGCUAAACAGGGAAUCCGUUCUAUAGUUGGAGCUGUUGCAGUCGACAUGGGGGUUGUCACAACCCCUCAGCUCCACUGGAUGGUCCGUGCUACUAAUAAGGGGGAGAAGGCAUCUGAACACGAUUACUUCGAUCAACUUAUAAGCUCUUUUAGGUGCCUGCUAGAUCUAAUCCCCCAAGGCGCACAAAGCAGUAACAAGGAGAAAAUGAUCGUGGAUGCUGCAAAUGGUGUUGGCGGACUAAAGCUUGAAGUUAUCAAGAAGAGUAUACAUGGUUUGAAUUUUGAAGUUCGCAACACUGGCAAGGAAGGUGUGCUCAAUGAUGGUGUUGGUGCUGACUUUGUGCAGAAAGAGAAGGUCACUCCAUAUGGUUUUAGUACCGCUGAUGUUGGAAUGAGGUGUGCAAGUUUGGAUGGGGAUGCUGACCGGCUUGUAUAUUUUACAGUGCUGCCAAAUUCUAGUGGCAAAAUUGAAUUAGUAGAUGGGGACAAAAUACUGUCUCUUUUUGCUCUAUUCAUCAAGGAGCAAUUAAGUAUACUUGAGGAGGCUAAUAACAAGAAGGUCAAUAAUUCCUAUGAAGCACAUCUUGGUGUUGUACAAACAGCAUAUGCAAAUGGUGCAUCCACUGAUUACCUGAAACAAGCGGGUCUAGAAGUCGUGCUUACUCCUACAGGGGUAAAAUACCUGCAUGAGAAAGCAGCUGACUUUGAUAUUGGCGUAUAUUUUGAAGCAAAUGGACAUGGAACAAUUUUGUUCUCUAGUAAUUUCUUAUCCUGGUUGGAUGUUAGAGUUAAUGAGCUUGGGUCAACAGCCAAAGGUUCUGAACAACUAAAGGCUGCCUUAAGAUUAUUGGCAGUCAGCAAAUUGAUUAAUCAGGCAGUUGGGGAUGCUUUGAGCGGCUUGUUUCUGGUAGAGGCUAUCUUACAACAUAUGGGAUGGUCAAUACACAAAUGGAAUGAGCUUUAUAAUGACUUACCCAGCAGACAACUUAAGGUAAAAGUUGUUGACAGAACUGCUGUUGUCACAGCAAAUGCAGAAACUGAAGUUGUCAGUCCCCCCGGCAUCCAAGAAGCCAUUAACGUGUUGACCGCAAAAUAUCCUCGGGGAAGAUGUUUUAUACGACCAUCAGGAACCGAAGAUGUUGUAAGGGUGUAUGCAGAGGCAAGCAGACAGCAAGCAGCAGACGACUUGGCCAGUUCUGUGGCCAAACUGACAGACCAGUUUCUUGGAUCACACUAAAUUUACCGUUCUGGAUGUUUUUGCUGUCUUAUUGCAUGGACUGAUAAUGAGAGUCCGCAUAAUGGUUCAACUCAAUUGAUAAACCUGUUAGUUGGAUCAUGCUAACUUGGUGAUUCUGGACAAUUUUAUCAUACUAGGAUAGCCUAAUCUUUACAGUAUUCCAUCCAGCUCAUAAAACUUCUGCCUGCUCUGGGUAUCCUUAGUUAUCACCAUCUACAUGUAACAUUUGCUUGACUCCUGACUUUGUUUAUUAGUUGUUGACUGGCAACUAUUCAGACAGAGCUUUUGGAUGUUUUUUUUUUUUGGCCAAGUAAACCUAUGCUUUUAGUUUUAUUCUCCUGAAAUUCAUUCAGGGGCACUAUAAGUUUUCUUUUUCACUUGA
Molecule: messenger RNA, 2179 nt
Organism: Daucus carota subsp. sativus
Lineage: Eukaryota; Viridiplantae; Streptophyta; Magnoliopsida; Apiales; Apiaceae
Product: phosphoacetylglucosamine mutase
Exons: 9
Coding region: 127-1797 (556 amino acids)
Biological process (GO): UDP-N-acetylglucosamine biosynthetic process; carbohydrate metabolic process
Molecular function (GO): phosphoacetylglucosamine mutase activity
Source: RefSeq, a predicted model, not a curated record